AUGAUGGUGGAGUGCAAACAAAGGAUGGAAGAAAAAAAAAUUCUGCUUCUGCUGUUGAUGAUGCUCCCUGCUGGUACUUCCGACAUAUUAAUUGUGAUAUGUUCAUGUUUCACCCCAUGGGCCUUAAGAAUUUCUUUUUUCAAACCCCAUUUGAAUAGAAGAAAAAGAAUAAAUAAAGAGGUGCUGAGGAAAAUCGUCAACCCCAGUUUAGCUACAUCAUGUGGUAUAUAUGUGGAUAUAUGUUUAUAUACUUUAAAACAUUUGUGUACACCAACAACAGAAAUAGGAUCAGAGUUGGAAUUGCGAAAAGGAAGAAAACAAGAAUAA
Clunio marinus is the source of this 327-nucleotide messenger RNA. Lineage: Eukaryota; Metazoa; Arthropoda; Insecta; Diptera; Chironomidae. The record is from the annotation of a GenBank genome assembly.